Messenger RNA from Botrytis sinoallii, 1749 nucleotides. RefSeq lists its product as uncharacterized. Gene Ontology annotation, cellular component: ARC complex. Bases 1 to 1749 code for a protein of 582 amino acids. Lineage: Eukaryota; Fungi; Ascomycota; Leotiomycetes; Helotiales; Sclerotiniaceae. Gene Ontology annotation, biological process: regulatory ncRNA-mediated gene silencing. The transcript has 7 exons. The record is from RefSeq and is a predicted model, not a curated record.
AUGGCGCCUCACUCUGUAGGUCCUGAACCUGAGGAGUUAUCUCGUGCCAUCAGCGAGCUCGACUUAACUGCCUUAAGGGGGGUUGAUGGAGCUACUGACGAAUCCGACAUCAAAAUGGGCAAGCGCUAUACAAGAGAUCAGCUGUUGAGUAUCGGUUCAAAGUCGAGCUCCAGCGAUGAUGAGAGAAUUCAUAUCAACGUCCCAGAGAUUGCGACCGGUAUGAAAACACCACCAGCCCCUCCAAGAGUCCCACCUCCAACCCCGGUCCAUUUGUCAGUUACCCCCGCUUCUGGUACAAAUACACCGGUUGCUAGACUUCCCGUCACUCCUGAAGAGUCCGACAAGAAGGAAGAAGGCGCAGUUGAUGGAGGCGCAGAUGGUGACGCAAAAGUUACUGAAGGCGGAGAGGGUGAACCCAAGAAAAAGAAGAAAAAGAGCGGUGGAAAGAAAAAGGCAGCAGGCCCAACGGGAUUUGAGGAAUUCUAUGCCGACCCACCUCUCACUCCACAUGAAUAUGAAGAGGAAUGUGAUAUCUACCACGAAGGCCGAACAUUCGCUGCGCGUAUUGAAACAUGCAUCCAGAGAUACAGAGCACGGCGCAAGUUUGAUAGCACUCGUGCGAAUAUUCUCACAAAGUAUUUUGCUUUGGGUGGAAUUGAAUCUGGCACCAAAUCUUUCAAUGGUGGUCUCGAUCAAGAAACAUUAGAGAAUUCCACUGCAGCUGAAAUUGCCGCUAUUCAAGCUACAGAUUUUGUCCGAGCUAGCAAUGCCAAGUACUAUGAUCCCUCAGAUACCGAAAACUGGGUUGUGGAUUGGGAGGGAGUUGCCAAGGGCUUUCUAUCUUAUAGAGCACCCAGAAUACUUGGUGAUGGAGCAGAGGAAGUGACUAUGUUUUGCGGAGUGGUCAAAAACUUCCUAAACUACGUCUUGGCUCAUGAGGUAUGUAAAGAAUACACUAAAGAAAUCAUGGCCGCUCGGCGAUUAUGUGACGUGGCCGAAAGGGAAUUCGAUGCAAUCCGACGUCUCCGUCAAAUGUUUCCCGGCGACUUCAACGUAGCUGCUUCAACACUGUUUGGUGAAAACUACAAGCGAAACUUUGAGAUCAAUUCCGCCUGGGCUAAUCCCGAGGACGACUUAGAUCAAUGGAAUUCUAACAUACCAGUACUCAGUCUGCCUGUUUGUCAAUUUGUCUUUGGAGGAAUUGUUGCUUUCAUUGGCGACAAAAGCCACUUUGAGAAAGCCAAGAAUGGUGAUAUUCAUGUCGUAACAAUUGAAACCAGAUUCCUGGAGGUGGCAGAUAUCCAUCGAGCUUCUUCAGGCGUGGUUAGGGAGUUCUCGCAUGUUAAAGAUCCUCGAGGAUUGGGUGCUCUAAAGCCAAUCGGAAAGCUCUUGUGCAAAUCUUGGGAAGGUCCUGGCUAUGCCUACGAAGACAAGACGGACGACGGAAUCGAUGAGCUUGAUGAUUCCAUCGAAGAAUUCUGGAUUGAGGACGAAAUUUUGCAACAAUGCUAUCCGGGUCUCAAAAUUGAAGUUGUUGUUCAUGAGCUUAACAUCGGUGUCAAAUAUUUUGAUCAAGUCGUGGAAUUCUUCCCUUCCUUCCAUCUUUACCUUCCUAAUGAGAAGAUGAUGGGCUGGAAAGAACCUGUCCCUAAUGAGAGACCGCCACCAACUGAGGACGACCCCGAUGCCGAGGAAAAAGUCAUGGAUGCUAUUGCGAAGGAUGCUGCCAAUGAGGUAGAACGUAUCUAA